CUCGGACUGCAUUUCCCAGAACAUACUGAGCGUCACAUAUCACGUGAUAUCAUAUCACAUGAGCCAAAAUGGACACGAUACCGGAGGAACAUUUCGCUUCAUUACAGUUUCUUUUGAAGGCGCCUUCUAAGGAUGCCGUGCGGCAGCUGUGCCAGGACAGCUUCCCGUCCGGAGCGCCGGAAUCUCGGCGGCUCGCCGAGAGCGCCGCGGGGACGCUGUCCGUGUCCGCCAGCGAAGCCCAGCAGCUGCUGAGGGCUCUGCACACGCUCUCUCAUCACGUGCUCUUUCACGGCCUGACAGGCCCAGAGCAGAUCACACGCCUCUUCCCUGACACCUUCCACACCAGCCUGAAAAACCUCCUCACAAAGAUCCUGCUGGAGCACAGCCCAACAUGGAGAAAUGAUGCCCUUUCCAGUCAAAUUUCGCUGCCCCAGCUGGUGGAUAUGGACUGGAGGGUAGACAUGAAGACUGCUUCAGACUCAGUGAGCCGCAUGGCAGUGCCUACCUGCCUGGUGCACAUGAAGGUUCAGGACCCCCUGGCCCUGGGGGCCGGAGACUCGGUUUCCGCGGUGACGGUGGAGCUGAGCAGAGAGACCCUGGACACCAUGCUGGAUGGACUGGGGCGGAUACGAGACCAGCUGUCUAUGGUGGCCAGCAAGUAGCCCCUGCCCCAGAGCUACUGCCCCAGCAAGUAGCCCCUGCCCCACAGCUACUGCCCCAGCAAGUAGCCCCUGCCCCACAGCUACUGCCCCAGCAAGUAGCCCCUGCCCCACAGCUACUGCCCCAGCAAGUCGCCCCUGCCCCACAGCUACUGCCCCAGCAAGUAGCCCCUGCCCCACAGCUACUGCCCCAGCAAGUAGCCCCUGCCCCACAGCUACUGCCCCAGCAAGUAGCCCCUGCCCCACAGCUACUGCCCCAGCAAGUAGCCCCUGCCCCACAGCUACUGCCCCACAGCUACUGCCCCAGCAAGUAGCCCCUGCCCCACAGCUACUGCCCCAGCAAGUCGCCCCUGCCCCACAGCUACUGCCCCAGCAAGUAGCCCCUGCCCCACAGCUACUGCCCCAGCAAGUCGCCCCUGCCCCACAGCUACUGCCCCAGCAAGUCGCCCCUGCCCCAGAGCUACUGCCCCAGCAAGUCGCCCCUGCCCCAGAGCUACUGCCCCAGCAAGUAGCCCCUGCCCCAGAGCUACUGCCCCAGCAAGUCGCCCCUGCCCCACAGCUACUGCCCCAGCAAGUAGCCCCUGCCCCACAGCUACUGCCCCAGCAAGUAGCCCCUGCCCCACAGCUACUGCCCCACAGCUACUGCCCCAGCAAGUCGCCCCUGCCCCACAGCUACUGCCCCAGCAAGUAGCCCCUGCCCCACAGCUACUGCCCCAGCAAGUAGCCCCUGCCCCAGAGCUACUGCCCCAGCAAGUCGCCCCUGCCCCACAGCUACUGCCCCAGCAAGUAGCCCCUGCCCCACAGCUACUGCCCCAGCAAGUAGCCCCUGCCCCACAGCUACUGCCCCAGCAAGUCGCCCCAGCCCCAGAGCUACUGCCCCAGCAAGUAGCCCCUGCCCUAGAGCUACUGCAGCCAGGAGUGUCAUCCCUCUGCACUGAGCAAUUAAUGAACACACACACGCACCAACAGGUACUCACACUCACACACUCACAUAGACACCAACAUACACACACACGCACACAGACUCGGCUCAGUAACCUGGGCGUGACGCACAUGGAUGUGAUGGCCGCCUGAGUCACAUCCUCUCGGUGUGAGGAACUGACGCAGGUCUGACUGCACAAACAUUCCUCAUCACCGCCAUCACCAAACUUUCCAGCUCAAAAACCGUAUUAAAAACACACAUUCAAAUGCCUCUGGAUUUGAUUUUUUUGUAUGUGUUCUCACAAAAUAAAUGAAUAGCAAUAUUGACCUUAA
Messenger RNA from Anguilla anguilla (European eel), 1913 nucleotides. It is a transcript of the gene commd9, whose product is annotated as COMM domain containing 9. The coding region runs from base 69 to 662 and encodes 197 amino acids. The transcript has 6 exons. Lineage: Eukaryota; Metazoa; Chordata; Actinopteri; Anguilliformes; Anguillidae. The record is from RefSeq and is a predicted model, not a curated record.